Geodia barretti is the source of this 2131-nucleotide messenger RNA. The record is from the annotation of a GenBank genome assembly. NCBI's taxonomy places the organism in Eukaryota, Metazoa, Porifera, Demospongiae, Tetractinellida, Geodiidae.
AUAAAGUUUAGUUGGAACUGAGGCAAGCAAGCUGUUGAAGAAAGAAACAAGCAAGGGUGGUGGGCUAACUCCAAGAAAUGGGUGAAACUGAGGUUGACAGGAAACAGCCCUUGACUUUUAUUCUGUCACUCUAUAUACCAAUAUUCACUAUCCUAGAUCUACACACUAUUGCAUGCCUGACCUUAUUUGGAGAUUCUAGUGAGAAUACUGAAACAGGUGGUCUGAUUGUAGGACUGACCAAUCACCAAUGUGUCAAUCACAUUCCCCAGUGUGUCAUACACACUGAUCAAUGAAAGCAACAAAGAUCCAACACGCCACUAACUCAACACCAUAUGCAUACUGGCUGGUGUCACUAGAACUAAUCCUGGCGAGCGAGUACGAGCAGUUCAUUUGUGCGUAUUUAGAAUCACGUAACAUUACGAUUUGUGCAGUGCCCGUCACAUAGAAAGUCCCCAAAUUCGGAUGACUAGUUAGACUCGCUUCGUUUGCCAAUUACCACACUGCUAAUUGAUGGGCUGGCCAAUCCCAGGCACUCCAGCCUACGUCUGCACAUUGCAAAAAGAAAAAAAACACACACUUGCAAACCAAGUAGUCCGGGGAAACGGCUGUGAUCCACUGUGAGGCAGUCGGAGGACCCAACCUUGUCCUCUCCUGGUUCAGGACCCCUCUGGAGUCUGAUACCCCUAUCACCGAGGUACGUACCCCUACCCCAAUACUCCAGUCACUGAGGUAAGUACCCUAAUACCCAGUCAUUGGGGGUCAGUACCCCAAUACCCCAGUCAAUGAGGUCUACCCCAAAUACCCCAGUCACUGGGGUCAGUACCCCAAUACUCCAUUCACUGGGGUCACACUCAGUACCCCAAUACCCCAGUCACUUGGGUCAGUACCCCAAUACUCCAUUAUGUCCACCACUAUCUCGUGAGUGGUUUACAAUAUUGAUUACACUUCACAACACAUGCAAAAUAGUAUCUACCAAAAUAGUAGUCCUUGGGUUGCUUCUUCAUAAUUGUCAGUCCUCGUGACCAGGGAGGCAACUUUUGUUUGAAUACUCCGGUAAAAGAACUUAUGACAAAUGUUUUUUGGCUGCUACUGCCUUCUUCAGUAGUCAUAUUUUGCAUUAAAGGAGGCAACUAAAACGUUAGUUCAUAAGUAUUUGACCAGAGUAUUCGAUGGAACCAUAGAAUAGCCAUGACUCUGGAUAGAUUUUUGCAGAGAACAUGUUGCCGAUGGCAACCAAACAAUAUGUUCAAUGGUCUACUAAGCUCUUACAUUAUUACUUCCUCCCUCAGCUGUUCCCCAGUGAGAGAGUGGUGAUAUCGCCACGGGAACUGACCUUCGACCUGAAGAGGAGGGGUUCUAUUUCUGCAUGGCCAAGAAUGAGCUGGGAGAAAUCACCAGUCGCUCGGGGCAACUCAACGUUUGGAACUACCUCAUCGACACCACUCUGACAGUGGUGGAGGGAGAGGCUCUGUAUGAACUAUCCUGUGGAGUCCCAGACUCCGCCCACAGCACCAACGUGCGGUGGACUCAGGGGACACGCCCCCUCCCAUUCUCCCCCUCCAUCAUCCCAUUUGGAGCCCGCCUCCUCUUCACUACAGUACAGUCCGCCCACCAGGGAGAGUAUACCUGCACUUACAAUGGCAGCACGUUCAAUGUCUUCCUCAAUGUCCUCGUGGCCCCUACCAUUAUCAACCAAACCCCAAGUCUCAGUCUGUCAAGAUAUGAUCCUCUGGCUCUGUACUGUCAAACUACUGGCAACCCAAAACCACUAGUGGUGUGGUUCUUGAAUGGAGAGCCAGUUGACGGCCGUAGUGUCCAGGCCACGCCUCUUGCCACAGGGUCUCUCUACCUCCACCCUCCUCUGCCCCCCGGGGACACCAUCGCCACAUGUGAGGCCAGCAACCAUCUGGGAGUGGUCCGGAGCACUACCGUCAUCACUGCCUCCUAGACUAGCACCGUGACUGACAGAGAACCUUUCAUUGUGGUACAAUUGAUGAUGCAAUCGUUGAUACUUGUGUUUUCACUUGUCAAAAGUAACGGCACACAGUGUACUGUAUUGCACUUCAAUAUGGCAAAUGUCCAGUUGUACUGCUGCAUGCAGAACAUACCAAAGGAGGUGUAGUAGUGCCUA